AUGGCCCACGAGAAUUCACUCGAUGAUAUCUUCGGCUCCUCUCCGCCCGAGCUGGAUGCGCCGGUCCGCGCAGAACCCUCCAGCGCUGAGCCCUCUGACCUCCCAUCUCUCCGCCGCCAGCACGUCACAGCCGGAUACCGCGAUGGCACCUCCAGCUCCAAAGGACUCCACGUCCAAGAUGGAUUCGAUGCCGGAUUCCCCGUCGGCGCCCAGAUGGGCAUGCGUGCCGGGACAGUCCUGGGAAUCAUGGAGGGGCUGCUCCGCGGAUUCGAAGACCGGAGUGGCCCGGGCGCCGUGAAGAAGCCGGCCCGAGGCAGUACAGCUCCCACUGCACGAUCUACUGAAUCGGGCGAAGCCAAUGAUCAAGAGGUGGCGGAACUACGUCGGCAACGGAGAGAGCACAUUCGAUCGCUGUAUCAGUCUGCUCUGAAGGAGCUUGAUGUGCAGGCUGUUUUUUCGGGUGGGGUGAAGGAAGGGGCUACGGAGGUGGUCCCCGCUGGUCAGGGCGAGGAGAAGGCCGAGACGCAGCUGGCGAUGAAGGGGGAUCCGGUGAUUGCGAAGUGGGAGGCGGUUGCUGUGGUACCGCGGUGGGAAGAGAACAUGGAGGCGUUGGAGAUGAAGGAGAAGGAGCAGGGCGAGGGAGUCAAGGGCGGCCAGGCUGUGGAGCAGAGUUGA
This is a messenger RNA of Penicillium olsonii, 675 nucleotides long. The record is from the annotation of a GenBank genome assembly. NCBI's taxonomy places the organism in Eukaryota, Fungi, Ascomycota, Eurotiomycetes, Eurotiales, Aspergillaceae.